Python bivittatus (Burmese python) is the source of this 4996-nucleotide messenger RNA. Lineage: Eukaryota; Metazoa; Chordata; Lepidosauria; Squamata; Pythonidae. The record is from RefSeq and is a predicted model, not a curated record.
UAGGCUAAUGAGAAAAGGAAACAUAACAGAGGAAGGCAGUGAAGCACCAAGAAAACCUCAUGCUCCUAUCCAUGAAGUCACCAGGAGUCAAAUGUGACCUAAAGGAAACUUUACCAAAGGGGGUACACUACAAUUUGCAGAUUCCCCAGCCAGCAGCACAUCCUGCUGGUUGAAAAGUCAGGGUGUUGUCAUACCUACCUACCUACCUACAUUUCAUGCAUCUGAAAGGUGCUAGUCUGGGUGAUGUGCUUGCACUACCAUUCUUUAAACAAGAAGAGCCUCAGCUUUCCCCUGAGAAUGAUGCAAAACUCCCUCCAUUUCAAUAUGUGCUCUGUGCAGCUACAUCUCCUGCCAUAAAGCUUCAUGAAGAGACUUUGACUUAUCUCAACCAAGGUCAGUCAUAUGAAAUCCGUCUACUUGAGAAUAGGAAAUUGGGAGAGUUUCAAGAUUUAAACACAAAAUAUGUAAAGAGCAUUAUUCGGGUAGUUUUUCAUGAUCGGCGCUUGCAGUAUACUGAGCACCAACAGCUAGAAGGCUGGAGAUGGAGUCGGCCUGGAGACCGCAUCCUUGACAUAGAUAUCCCACUGUCAGUUGGUAUCUUAGAUCCCAGAGCAAGUCCCACGCAGUUGAAUACAGUUGAAUUUCUGUGGGAUCCAUCUAAGAGAGCAUCUGCAUUUAUUCAGGUACACUGUAUUAGUACGGAAUUUACUCCAAGGAAACAUGGAGGGGAGAAAGGGGUACCGUUCCGAAUACAAAUGGAUACAUUUAAACAGAAUGAAAACGGCGAGUAUACAGAACACUUGCAUUCUGCAAGCUGCCAGAUCAAAGUAUUUAAGCCUAAAGGAGCAGAUAGGAAGCAGAAAACAGACAGAGAAAAAAUGGAGAAGAAAACCACUCAAGAAAGGGAGAAAUAUCAGCCUUCCUAUGAUACAACCAUUCUCACUGAGUGUUCCCCGUGGCCAGAUGUACCUUAUCAAGUGAACAACGCUCCGUCUCCAAAUUACAACAGCUCUCCAAACAGCUUCAGCCUUGGAGAUGGCAACAGUUCUCCAACUCAUCAGGUGGAGCUCCUGCCUCCCGGCAAUGAUCAUCUCCUUCCCUCUGCUUCUAUUCAAGAUGCUCAGCAGUGGCUUCAUCGAAAUAGGUUUUCUCAGUUCUGUAGACUAUUUUCAAGUUUCUCAGGUGCCGACUUACUGAAGAUGUCCAAAGAAGACUUUGUUCAGAUUUGUGGCCCGGCUGAUGGCAUUCGACUUUUUAAUGCAGUUAAAGGAAGAAAUGUAAGACCUAAGAUGACCAUUUAUGUCUGUCAAGAACCUGAGCAAAAUCGGUCUCAUCUUCAUCAAAAACGAGAGAAUGGAGAUGGUAAUCUUUGUAUAUACCAUGCUAUCUUCUUAGAAGAGUUAACAACACUGGAAUUGAUGGAGAAGAUUGCAAACUUGUACAGUAUUUCCCCACAGCAGAUAAACCGGAUCUAUCGGCAGGGACCUACAGGGAUCCAUGUAUUAGUGAGCAAUGAGAUGGUACAAAACUUUCAAGAUGAAUCUUGUUUCAUCAUCUCUACAUUAAAAGCUGAAAGUAACGAUGGCUACCAUAUCAUUCUGAAAUGACCCACCUGUCUGUAUAUUGGGACUUGGAACAGCUUUACAUCACGAUGUCUCACCCUCCUUCCUGCAACUCAUUCUGGAAAGACAGAAAAUUCAUUGGAUAAAAUACUCCUAUUAACCAAAUGCCCUAACAAUAAGAUUAAUAUCUGUAGUUUUUGGAGUCUUGAGAACCACAUAAUGCCUUCAGUUUGUUAUUGAUCUAGUGGUAUUUUGAUUCAAGUUCCUUGUUAAGAAAGUCUUGAAAUGAGCAGAUGAAAUAAGCUGAUAUAAUAAACCAUCAAGUUUUGGAAUUCAUCCUGAAUAUGGAUUUGAAAUUAACUGGGCUUACUUUAUUGUCCCCUCUCUUUCCAGGCAGUUAUAGGAAGUCAGUUGCAGGCUUUUAUCAUUAAUCUGUACUGCUUUCCCUUUAAAUUCUUCAACCUUGGCAACUUUGUGGACUUCAACUCCCAGAAUUCCACAUAUUGGCUGGCGAAUUCUGGGAGGUGAAGUCCACACAUCUUAAAGUUGCCAAGAUUGAUAAACACUACUUCAAAGCAAAGAAACUAUCUUCUAAGCUCAUUGUGAGAAAAUGUUGUUUCUGCACUCUGUUCUUAUUAACAAGGGCUUUCUUUUUCCUUUUUUUUUUCCUGAACUUUAAUGCCUCCAGCCUCUAUUUUUAAACUUUUAAUUCAUUUCUUCUGUACAGGCUUCAGACUUCAAACUAAAACCAGGACAAACAGGGUCAGACCUUACUUACAGCUGAAUGAUGCACCUCAUUGUAUCUAGCUUAUGUUACUUCAUACAAUUCAGCUUUUCUUCUGGUUUAUUGGAUACAUGGAAAAGGGCUGACUCUUGGAUAAGAAAAUGGGAGAUUGCAAGUUUGGCUUACCCACCAUUAUAGCUGAGAGAAAUGCAAUGCACCUCAUGGGACUUGGUGAGAUUUUACUUCGAAAGACAACAAAAAUGGUUGUAUGUGUGCAUAGCCUGUUGUUAAACAAAAACCUAACCACACUCAAGGGUGGCCAUUAAGCUUUACUUUUAAGCCAGUGAUAUGUUCUAGAUAAAGCAUAGUUUCUGCAACUAAAGUAAAAUGGCUCAAUUCACUUGUAUAGGUAGAAAGUUAAAGGCAUAGUCAGGAAGGACCUGCUUUUGUGCCUUGGACUUAUAACAUGGCUAUGUGUGAAAAAACUCUUUCUGUUGUCAUUCCAUAGCUCUGAUGGUGAGUCCAUACUUUCAUCUCAAAGCUUUGAAGAGAGUGUUGUUGGUAAGGAAGGAAAAUAAGAAAGAUGGGUGGACUUGCCACUUCUGUUUUUUUAUCCUUUCUAAUCAUGAAGGGUAACCUAUUGUACAUGCUUUAUUAUUAAUUGUAUGUUAAAGUUCCUUCCCCAAGUGUCUGUUUUCCCCCCAGACUUUCACAUCUCUAACCUUUAGAGUGGGGAGAGGCAGAUCUUACAUUGUUCCCACUUCUCUUAGAUAUUGCCUGUUCAUUUUAGGAAAACAGUUGUACCCCUUUUUCAUAUUGCUUGUUUCCUUAAAAAUAGUGAGGCCCCUUCAUUGUAGUGGAAGACACAACUCUUUACUCAAAACUUGUAAGGGUAAUCAUCUGCUUCUGGAGCAACAAGUGUAAUUUGCUAGCCUAAGUGCCUUUUCAUAAUGACACAGUUGUGUCUCUUGCGGUUAUUUGGCAUUGAACAGACUUUAAACAGUAUGAAACGUUUGUGUUUAAAUAUUAUUCUAGUUGCAUAGAAAUCACAUUAAACUGGAUAGACACAUGUCUAAUAUUAUGUGUUUUACAUGCAUUUAAGCUGGACCCUUGCACCUGAUCGAGUGAAUGGGGUGGGUGUGCAGAAGUAGGCUUCUGUACAAAAUUCCCUGUUGGAUCAGAAAUGUGCAUAAAGAAAGCUAAUGGACAUAUGUCUCCUAUGACUGCACGCUAGGCACUGGACUGGGACUAUGCACACAGAGCUAGACAACCACUGGUUUAAGAUGACAGACUAUAUGCAGUUGCAUCAUGCAACAUUUGAUUGACAUCUGUUGAGUAAGUGCCCAUGGCCAGAAUCCUUAUAUGUAGGCAUGAAUCCUUAGACUGGAAACUGAUUUAUAUUUUUGUGCCUUCUUCAAUCUCUUAAAUAAAGCAAAAUAUUAAACUAUUAUACUCUCUGAAACAGUUCUGAUGGAACCAUAUCAUGGAAGAACCCAAUUUUGGUUCAAAAUCACAUUUAGCACAUUCAUAACUGUGUGUUGCAUUUCACAGAAGUAUAAAUUCUGUGCUCUUGGUAAAGAUCACCAUGUCUUUUUUACUUCCUUAAAUGAACAGCUUUUAUAGCAGGUCGGUAGCUAAAUGUUGUUGUUUUUUAAAAAAUGGAGAAAGCUUGUUAUUUCAGGUUAAAAAGUGUAAAACCAUUUGUGUCACUGGCAACAUAUUUUUCUGCCUUAUUUGUACCUCUCAAGUGCUGCAUGUUAAUUCUUGUAACCAAUAAGGAAGCCGACUGAGGUUUAUUAAAUAGUGCUGAUGUUUUACUGCUUCAAAAUACCUCUAGGAGAGAGGACCCCGGUCUUUCUGAGCUGAGGACACAUUUGGAAUGUUGAGACUCAACACAAGAGUUGAGAGGAAGAGAAAAUCUUCCCAAAAUGGCCAUCCUGGGGCUGCCCAUUCACAAAUAUCUGCUGUGGUCAGUAUGCCCAGCUAUGUGAGGUCUGGAGGCACCUUCCUGUGGGAAUAAAGAAGAUGCUGGAAACUGGAAAUGGUUAGGCAGCAUGCCAACUUUCCAUUUAAAAUUUAAAUCUGUAAACAAAUUUGGGGGUGGCAAGAACCAAGGGACAGGCUUAUGGGAAAUUGAUGCCAGAGGCAUUACAUUAUCUUGCAGUAUCUACACCCGUGAGAUCUUGUCCAUAUUCUCUCGCACUGACCCUGAAGCUUGAGAGAAAAUGUUGGGGAAAUGAAAAUGUUUGGUAUCCACAAGGAAAUUGGUGGCUGUGAUACCUUUUAAUAGUGCUUGUCUCUCAGGAAAAGCAGCUUUAAAUCAAUGCCUGACUUUUUAAGAUGUAUGCUGAAUGUUUGUGCUUUUGUGCUUUGUUUUAUGCCUAGUUUUUGUCUUAUUGUGAAGUCUGGUUGAUCUUAAUCUCUCUAAAUGUUUAAUAUCUUCAGAUGAUUGGAGUAGGUAUUUAUGUCUUUCAGAAGGGCUAUGGGAGUUUUCUUGUCUUCGCUGUGUAACACCACAACAAUUAUAAUUGUGAUUUAAAUGAAGGGAGAAUGGAGGCCCAGGAUAAGAAUUCUCAGUGAAAGUGCCAGAAUGUUUGUUUAUAGGUUUUUAAAAAUACAUAUUUUGCACUGGCCGUUCUACUGUUGUACAGAAGAAAAGAUUUGCUGUAAUUCGACUCUGUGCUCCAAUAAACUUGUUUGUAAAAAAUAA